AUGGCCACGCGUCAAGCCAAGGAAAUUUAUGAUAUGGAGAAGAGGCACAAAAAGAACAAGGGGGGUCUGUUCAACAACAAGAAAAAGGAUGUCAGGUUAGAAUCCAGAGAGAAAGAAGCCAUACAG
Messenger RNA from Sphaeroforma arctica JP610, 126 nucleotides. RefSeq lists its product as hypothetical. Lineage: Eukaryota; Ichthyosporea; Ichthyophonida. The annotation marks the transcript as partial. The transcript has 2 exons. The record is from RefSeq and is a predicted model, not a curated record.